AUGGCAUCACAAUCCGUGGCAAAGGUGGCUCAAGCCGCUAAUCGUGUUAUUCCCGUUCACAAGAAACACACCCUCCAAUCCACCGGUAUCUGGGAAACCAUCCGUCGCUUCCUCGCCGUCGAUCCUACCCGCUCCAACGGCGUACCCCUCAACCCACAAUUCCGCAAUCCACCUCCAGGAUCCAAUGAACCUUUUUCCUUCAUCGACCCUGUUACCCUCCCCGCGGGUGACAUCGCCGAGAAUCCAUACUGGAAGCGCGAUUCCCGUCGCUCGUAUCCGCAGUUGAGUUUUGUGGCCCAGAGUGAUGUGGUGGGUUUGUUGAGUGUAGGAAGUGAGGCUGCGCCGCGCAAGGAGCUGGUUGGGGAUUCGGGAGUGAAGGAGUUGGUUAGGGUGGGGGAGGAGGGAAAGGGAGGGUUGGCAAAGUUUUUUGAGAGGGAGAGUGCGGGGGGUGCGUUGGAGAUGCUUGGUAGAGGGGGAUUGCCGCCUUUGCCUGCGAGUGUGAGUCCGAGUAAGAGGGUGGAGGGGGAUAAGUAUCAUUUGACGGAGGAAAAUGCGUAUCCUGAGGAAUACCCAUGCCGAACUUUCAAAUAA
This is a messenger RNA of Botrytis deweyae, 591 nucleotides long. RefSeq lists its product as uncharacterized. The transcript is spliced from 3 exons. The record is from RefSeq and is a predicted model, not a curated record. NCBI's taxonomy places the organism in Eukaryota, Fungi, Ascomycota, Leotiomycetes, Helotiales, Sclerotiniaceae. The coding region runs from base 1 to 591 and encodes 196 amino acids.